UCACGUGUUUAUCUCCCUAUGGUUAAAGAGAAAUGGGACCGAAAGAAGAUGAGAAAUCGCCAGAGAACGAACCGCCUAGGGUUAAUCCAAUUACGGAAUCCCAGUUCCUCGCUUGGAAGCGCCAGAAGGAUGGAGAUACAUCAGCUAAGAAAGCCGAGGCAGCUAGAAAACGUGCUGAAGAUAUAGCAGCCGGGACCGUGCAAAUGAAUGGACGGGAGCUUUUCUUACAUGAACCUUGGGUGUUCGAUAACUCCCAAUAUUGAGGUUGCUUCAAGGAACGGCCAUGAAUCGUUUAUUCUGGUAAGAGAUAAUCCAUGCAAAUACAGGCUUCUAUCCCUUGAGUUUCUUUCAGAGAAGGAAGUCAUUGCCAAAAAAAUAAACAUUUAUAGGAUUUCGAUUACGAUAUUGACUGUGUAUUAAAUCAUUUUACCCUUCCGCCUUUGUUGAUACUUUGACUGCUAAGGUCAAUUGAUUAUCCCAUACUGUUUAAUGAACUCUAAUUUGUUA
This is a messenger RNA of Hibiscus syriacus, 507 nucleotides long. Its product is annotated as zinc finger CCCH domain-containing protein 15 homolog. The record is from RefSeq and is a predicted model, not a curated record. The coding region runs from base 33 to 263 and encodes 76 amino acids. The transcript is spliced from 2 exons. NCBI's taxonomy places the organism in Eukaryota, Viridiplantae, Streptophyta, Magnoliopsida, Malvales, Malvaceae.